Messenger RNA from Drosophila grimshawi, 1006 nucleotides. RefSeq lists its product as uncharacterized. Lineage: Eukaryota; Metazoa; Arthropoda; Insecta; Diptera; Drosophilidae. Gene Ontology annotation, molecular function: acyltransferase activity, transferring groups other than amino-acyl groups. The transcript has 4 exons. The coding region runs from base 28 to 894 and encodes 288 amino acids. The record is from RefSeq and is a predicted model, not a curated record.
UUGUCUCGCUGAGUGAACGUUUAUGGAAUGGCGCCUGAGCUGCAAGCAGUUGGCCUUGAGGAGCUACAAGGAUUUCAGCAACUUUACACACAACAAUGGCCCAAAUAUUGUGCUGAAUUCUAUUGCCUUGAUAAUUUUAUAGGAUUUCUCAAGUUUGACCCGCACAUUCGCAAUGUUAAAGCCUACACACUGUCCGACGAUCAGAGAGCCAAAGACGCAGCUCUCUUUGUGAUUGUGGAUCGCUAUCAGCUGUUUAUGGGUUGUCUGGGCGAUUCAAUGGAGCUGCUGAAGCAGGCACUAAAUUUGGUUGAUUGGUCAAACGGUCUCAAAUGCAGUUCUGUUCCAGCUCGAUAUAUAACAACACUUCAGAAUGUGGUUCAGGAGAGAAAUCUUAAAGUGGCCUUCAACGAUGUCACAAACCUCUACUAUAUGCCACAAAAGGAAGCCUCCGCGCUACAAAUUGAAGUUGCAGAUGGCUUCCAGUUGGCAAAUCUAAGUGAAAAAGAUGCGGAUUUGAUUAAUGAUGAGUGGCCCAAUCAUCAUGUGGGUUCCUUGUACUACAUCCAACGACAGAUUCGCUUGUGCGCAAAUGUUGGAUUAUAUAGAACGAACAGCCAGGAAUUGGUGGCCUGGUGUAUCAGACUGCAAGGCGGCUUUUUGGGCGCACUGCAGGUGAAGAGUUCUCACAAGCGACGUGGCUUUGGCAGUCUGGUCACCAAGGCGAUGUCCAAGCGCAUUGCCGCCUUGGGCCAGGAUGUGAUGGCACUCGUCAAUCCAGAGAAUAAACCAUCUUACGCAAUGUUCGAUGCGCUGGGCUUCAAGGUAAUCGAUCAGUGUUAUUGGCUGAGAACUGAGCCCGUGACGGGCGAGUUUAUCUGGCCGGAUGGGCAAUAAAUCCAGUACUCUAUGGUUACAUAUAUAUGUGUAUCUGUAUGCGUCUGUGUAUGAUGUGUAUACAUAUACAAUACAUUUCAUAAUAAAUAAAUUACAAUAUACAAUAAAAUCG